This is a messenger RNA of Malus domestica (apple), 1201 nucleotides long. RefSeq lists its product as uncharacterized. The record is from RefSeq and is a predicted model, not a curated record. Lineage: Eukaryota; Viridiplantae; Streptophyta; Magnoliopsida; Rosales; Rosaceae.
AUCACCAACUCCAAUGCCUCUCCUCUCUCUCCUCUCUCUCUCUCUCUCUGAAUCUGGAAUAUAACCUCAGCAAACCCUUCUAAGGCCAGAGCUUCUAUCUCUCUCUCUCUCUCUCUCUCUCUCUCUCUCAUCUCUCUCUGUUUCUCUAUUUAAAAACCUCACCAUCUUCAUCGCCAACUGUAAGUCUUUGCUUCACCAACAAUCAAACCAUGAAGAAGCUCUACCGAAAGGGAGCGGUUCAUCCGUCACCGCCAAUCAUAUCAGACCACCUGGCCUUUCUUCCCGCCACCAUCCUCACCCUGGCGGCGGCUCUGUCACCCAAGGACAGAGAAGUCCUGGCUUACCUCAUCUCCUGUUCUAACAGCUCCGUCAACUUAUCCUCCUCCUCCUCCUCGUACGCUCCUCCACGUAAUAGGACAACCGCCGCCGCCAAAAAGACGGCAGCAGCAAAGGGCGGCAGCGGGGGCGGUGUGGUUGCCGGGGAUCACCCGGCUAGGUUUAACUGCAACUGCUUCAGGUGCUACACGAGUUACUGGGUCAGAUGGGACGAGUCGCCAAAUCGCCAACUCAUCCACGAGAUCAUCGAUGCUUUUGAAGAUGAGCUGCUGACUGAGAGCAAAGGGUUUUCAUCAAAGACUAGUAGGAAGGAGAGGAGGAACAAGAGUAGGGUUAAUAAUGGCUCGGGCGAGUUGAAGAGGUCCGAGUUGAGUGUGAAAAGGAAGGAGCUGGCUCAGUCUCACACGGCGGAUCAAGAGGCCGGUGGCGGCGGCGGAGAGGUUGAUGAGGAAGACUCGGAAAAAGGGUCAGUGAGAAGGUUUGUGAGCUUUCUUGGAGAGAGAAUAUGGGGUGUGUGGAGUCAAUAAUUAUUAGGUUAAGUUCUUCUCCUUCGCUGAAGACGGUAAUUGAGCUCUAAUAUGGCUUAAUUUGAGGUGGGUUUAGCUAAUUCCAUCUUCUUCAUCUUCACGUUCAAAGAAAAAACUACUUUCUUUUUUUUUUGGCUGCCUGUAAAUUACCCUUUCAUGUUUAUGUAAAAAGAAAAUGGGUAAUUAAAUUUUGACUUUUGGAGUCAUGAUCACAACUUAGUUUCAGUUUUUAUCAUUGCGGUCUAGCACUUAAUUAACAAAUUAUGAAUGUUAAAAAUGUCUGCAUACCGUGUGCUUUUGAAUUAGAUAGUAUAUAUGGUUGGAUCAUUGAUGCGGUA